AUGGAGCAUGGAGGUGAUAAUCAUGGAAAAUGGGUUUGGGAGGAGGACAAGAAGUUCGAAAACGCUGUCGCAUUGUUUGCUAAUGAUCCCCCAUCUGAAAUGUUUGUAAAGAUAGCCGGGGAAUUUCCCGGAAGAAGCGUCGAAGAAAUACAAGACCAUUUCUUUGUCCUGAUUCAAGACGUAGAAAAUAUCGACUCCGGAGAUGUCCCACUGCCACCCUACGCCGACGACAACGUCGAGGGGGAGGGAAACCCUGGCGACAGAGGAAAAGCUCCCAUCAGGGACAUCUCUUAUCAGCCUCAAAAGGCUAACAGAGGUGUCCCGUGGACCCCGGAAGAACAUAACCGGUUUCUGGAAGGGUUGGAGAAGUACGGGAGGGGAGACUGGCGAAGCAUUUCGAGGCAUUGCGUGCUGUCAAAAACGCCAACUCAAGUUGCUAGCCAUGCCCAAAAGUAUUUUAGUAAGCUUCAACGAGCUGAAGCUGCUAAGAAUAAUCCGAAGCCGCCAAAGUCUAAGAAAGCCGGCGCCUCUAAACGAACUGGAGCGGCUCCAGCUGAACCUAUUCCCAUUUCUCCUGAUUCGGCUCAGCCUCAGCCGAUUGCUGCCUCUAAUCCUAUGGCUCUGGUCCCUUCAGUACCUUUUAUGGGUACUCUCGUUGAGCAUCAACGUUAUAAUCAGCUGCUAUCUGCUGCUUCUGUGGGUGGUAUGCCUUACGGGCCUUUCUCUGAUCAUCAUCAUGCUUCCAUGGUUGCUGGCUCUAUGCCUCACGAGGUUUUCUCUCAUAAUCAGUUUCCGACUGAUUAUCAUCAUCAUCAUGCUUCCAUGGGUGAUCCUGAUUAUGGUCUGUCUGAGUUGGCUCUGGCUGUUUCUUCCAUGAUUACUCCAACUGUACCGCCACCUUUUGAUCCAAUCUCUCAGCUGACUGUUCCUCCUCCUCCUCCACCUCCUCCUCCUUCAUCCCAAGAUUAUGGUGAUAAUCCCAUGGUUGAUCCUUCUUAUGGAGCUGGUUUCUCUCAUCAAUUUCCUCCUCCAUAA
Molecule: messenger RNA, 1035 nt
Organism: Carica papaya (papaya)
Lineage: Eukaryota; Viridiplantae; Streptophyta; Magnoliopsida; Brassicales; Caricaceae
Source: RefSeq, a predicted model, not a curated record